This is a messenger RNA of Paramecium pentaurelia, 690 nucleotides long. NCBI's taxonomy places the organism in Eukaryota, Ciliophora, Oligohymenophorea, Peniculida, Parameciidae. The record is from the annotation of a GenBank genome assembly.
AUGGAAGCAUCCUUGGUCACACAGUAGAUAUAUUUUUACUAGCAUUACUUCUUAGACACUACUAGUAUAUACGAAGGAGACCCAUAGGCUAUCCAUUCCACUGGGGACUUGUCCUUCACUCAUUGUUGUCAUGUACAGUUGUAGACUAGUGCUUAAACAAGUUUUGAUCUACUUCCUUUAAAACACUCAUACCUAUUCAGCACCCAAUCCGUUAAUUUAAUUUAAUUUUAUAUUUCUAAUUUUUAGAAUAACAUUCUUGUUCGAAAUUUUAAGAUGGAAAAUUGUAAUUUACAACAACCACAAAUUUUAUAUUUUGCCACUUAUAAUCUUAGGCACAUUUUACUAAAUUUCAGUUACUGUUCCUAUAAGAUAACGAAAUCUAAAACUCAAUUAUAUUUAGUUGCACUAAUCUUAUUGAAUUCAAAAUAAUUAAUGUUUACUAUCCUAGCUCUUAAUUUUAAAUUAGAAUUAAGAGAGAUGAACUUUUUUUUUUCUUCAUAGUUUGUGAUUAUUUUCUAGAAACUAUUUUAGUUAAAAAUCCCUUGUUUAAUAGAUAACAUUUAAGUAAUUGAAAAUACUUUCUAAAUAUCAAACCCAUUUUAAAUUUUUCCGCUUUUUCAACUAGCAGUCUGGCAAUUACUAUUUAAAACACUUUAAUAUAAUACAAUUAUAAGUAAUCUAUAGCCAUGA